AUGUUUUCGCAGCAUUGUCUUUGCGCAAAGACUGCGGCCAUCUUCUACCUCACUUUUUGUACUUCUCUCUUAUGGGCUACAGCUGUAGCUACUACCUCCAAUCCUGUCGUCAUUAAUGCAACUAAAACCAUUGAAUUCUCGUCUGCAGUCCAACUGGCAUCCUCUGUACAAUGGCAGCUAGAUCAGCUUGCGACUAUCCCAGCCAUUCCGAUUCCAAAGAACAUCACGGCGCUGCCUGCCUAUCAAGCUGUCGAUAAGCUGGCUCCGGCCUUGCCUGUGAUCCAAGCAGGUAUUAAACCUCCAUUGGCCGAAAGCAUGAUAUCCGACUUGAGAUCCCGGAACAAUGUAUCAUCAACUGGAGACUCAUUAGCCGCUCGAACAAGCGCUCUUAGACUGUUAGUCGUUGGUGACUCUAUGACACAGGGCCAACAAGGCGACUACACCUGGAGAUAUAGACUCUGGGAGUGGUUUCAAGAGAAUCAAAUUGCCGUUGAAUUCGUUGGCCCGUACUCAGGGACGGUACCGCCUGACCCUGCUUCUCCGCCAUCACCACCACCGCUCUACGGAGCUACCGCGCAAACGACUCAGCCUGGCACAGAUGGAGGUUAUGCCAAGGACGUAGAUGCUGACUUUCUAGACAAUAGCAACCAUUUUGCCGUUUGGGGUCGCCCGACGGCUGUUGACGACGGUCUUAUUGGGGGCGUAUUGCAGCAAACCCCUGCAGACAUGAUGCUGCUGAUGCUCGGGUUCAAUGACAUGGCCUGGUUCUAUAGCGACGGUGCAGGAACAAUUGAUACCAUCGGCAGUUUGGUCUCCAAUGCGCGGGCCGUGAAUCCCAAUCUUCAAUUCGCCAUUGCGAAUGUGCCGCAACGGAGCUUCAUCGGCGGAAGACAGGACCUAGUUGACAACACCAACACAUAUAACGAGUUGUUGCCCGCUGCCAUCUCUCAAUGGUCGACUAAGCAGUCGCCGAUACACCUUGUCGAGCUUCAACAGAAUUACGACUGUCAGCCCAGUGGCUGCCCAGCAGGUUAUGAUGGCCUGCACCCAAAUGCUUGGGGCGAAUAUUUGAUAGCCCAAGCUUUUGCACAAACCCUGCUCAAGGACUUUGGCAUAGGACAUGUGCCUCUCGCUAUACCUGAUGCAAAUGAUCCAAGUCUCGCCAGAGAUCUUCCAGUUCCGUCAAAUUUCCAGGUCUUCACCAGCCCUCAAGGCGUGUCUGCAACCUGGGAUGAAGGCAAGAACCUCACCAAGCCAUUGUAUGGAGCUUACAGUUACGACGUUGUAGUCUCUAUCAAUGAAGGCGCAAACACCUAUUCACCAACAACGACAUCGUACAACAGGUGGGAUUGCCAAUGGCCGCUCGCCGGAUGGACAUAUGGCGUGUCUGUCCGAGCAAGUGCCGGUGACACGAGAAAGGGAGCCUAUACUGGAACAUUGUCAGCAGUUGCUCAACCACAGCUCGCGCCUCCGCCUGAGAAUGUCGUAGUCACGCCCACAGAAACUGGCUUUACAGUAACGUGGGACCCUCCGACUGGUGAUUAUACAGACAGCAUUGUUGAAUACAAUGUGCUCUAUUGGGACUGGAGCCCCACGGAUUGCCAAGCUAUUUCCGGAGCUGCAUUCAAAUCGUCGCCAGCGGUCAUUGAAGGACUCAAUCCAGGAACCAACUAUCUCAUCGCCCCGGUGACUUGGAACAAGAAUGGACAGGGAUUGCCUUUUAUCGCCCAGAAUGCUGUUCCCGGAGCCGGUACUCCUGCUGUGCCUGGUGCCCCGUCAGUCCAUUCCAAUGACCCUACCACCGUACACAUCACCUGGGAGGGCUCGAGCCUGGCCGGAGGAUAUCACGUCUGGUCAAAGAAUAUCAACCAAGCUGGCAGCGAAUGGAAAGUAAUUGCCAACGUAACAGAGUCUACCUGCAACGACGAGUACUUCCUCUUUCCCGGAGUAUGGAACUACGCGUUUGCAAUCUCCGCUUUCAACGGCAAUGAAGAGUCUGAGAUGGGACCAUCGAGUGUUGCGCCCUCGCCCCCUAGCAGCGUCACCGAGGGGAGCCCCGGCCCAACCUGUACCGCAGCAGCAUCAUCGUGCCUAUUAUAA
Messenger RNA from Trichoderma atroviride IMI 206040, 2100 nucleotides. NCBI's taxonomy places the organism in Eukaryota, Fungi, Ascomycota, Sordariomycetes, Hypocreales, Hypocreaceae. The record is from RefSeq and is a predicted model, not a curated record.